AAUCCCCCUCUAGGUGACAUCGACGUAUAUAAAGAGGUUCGUGGAAUUCAUUCAGCAUUUAGUGGAAAACACUUCAAGUGAUCGUCAGGGGUUUUGUUCCACAUCAACAGCUAAAAGGACGUAUGUGGUGAUCUGAGUUUAAAUUGAUUGAAUUGAAGAACAUUUUGUCAAGAAUGUAGGUUUCAAAACGAAUUUCGCGUGACGAUGAAGUGCCCCGAUUGUGGGAACGACGAACUCCAAGAGCAUCAUCGCUUUUGCUCUAAUUGUGGUUGCAAACUUUCUGGUCCCCAAUCGCCAAGGGAAACAGUAUCAGAGUCGACAAACAGCUCCCAGAAGGCGCAAUCUGUCGAGGCUUCUGAUGUUGCAGGUGUCCAGACCUCAGCUGAGACUGACACUGUUAAAGUUGUGAAAAAAAGAUCAAGUAGUGAAAGCCUUGCUCGUGAUCAGGAAGCGGAGGAUGACUCUGUCAAGACAAAUGAAAAAGUUGAGAAGUUUGAAGGUGUACAGAGUGAUGGGAUACCUCCCAGUGAAAAAAGGAAAUGUUUUCAGAGGCCUGAAGGUGUACAGACUGAUGCAGUUCAUCCCAUUGAGGGGGAGAACGUCAUCAAGAAGUCUGAAGAGGAAAAAGAUGAUGCAGUUUGUCCCCUGGAGAAUAGGACAGACGAAGAGAAAUCUAGGCGUGCAGCUCAUCCCAUGAAGGAGAAGAAAGACGAAGAAAAGCCCAAAGGUACUGAGAAUGAUGCAGCUCAUCCCAUGAAGGAGACGAAAGACGAAGAAAAGCCUAAAGGUACUGAGAAUGAUGCAGCUCAUCCUAUGAAGGAGACGAAAGACGAAGAAAAGCCUAAAGGUACUGAGAAUGAUGCAGCUCAUCCCAUGAAGGAGACGAAAGACGAAGAAAAGCCCAAAGGUACUGAGAAUGAUGCAGCUCAUCCCAUGAAGGAGACGAAAGACGAAGAAAAGCCCAAAGGUACUGAGAAUGACACAACUCAUCCUAGUAAGAAGAAGAGAGAGGAAGGAAAGGCUAAAGGGGCGGAGAAUGAAGCCCCUCAUCUCAGUGGUAGAAAGAAAGACGUUGAAAAGAACCAAGGUGCAAAGAAUGAUGCCACUCAUUCCACUGAGGGGAAGAGAGACGCCAAAAACUCUGACAGUGCAAAGAACGUUGAAUCCAUGACUGUUAUUUUCCAUGCAUUGCUCACGCCAACGUUUAAUAUCAACUUUCAAAAAGGCGAUAAAGUCGUCCUGAGAGGGGGACCGCCCUUUUCUUGGCAUCACACGGGACAGCAAGUUGAGAUGCAUCCAGUAAGGAAAGUUCUUGACGGUAACUACUUGUUAGAAGGUGAAGCCAAACUAACGCUACGACAGGCCUCCGGAAGAGUUGCGUAUAAGUACGUUGUCAUACCAAACCAAGGACGAACUGUAAAGGAUAAGCCAGCUAAGGUUCUCUGGGAGUGCCUUAUUGACUACGGGCCUUUCAUGAAUGAUAAACAUGUCAACCGAUGCCUUCACAUCCCUGAGAGUUCAAUAAAGUCCAAUGGCACGUGGCAUCAAUAUGACGAUGCAAUCUUCAGUCAACCUGGAUUCUGGGAUUCCAUUCGCAGCAUCUUUCCUCACUGGAAAAACGAUCCUGCAGAAGGCCGGAGAUUGGCUAUGAUAGCCAUGCUUCCAGAAUGGGAGGGAAUUUCAUUGAAACAGGGAGGGAUGAACGCACAUGACGCUUUGAGUGAAAUCAACAGUGUGGUACACUGCGUGUCAAAAGCUGAGAUUGAAAACGGGGGUCUUUGUCAUCCUCGUAUUACAUACGGUUUCGAUUUCAUGGAGGUUCUGUUCGGAUAUCUUUUUCCACAACUAAACCGGAAUAUCCAAAUACUGCAAGUUCACACUGAUGACAAGGAAUCUCAAGCUAAAAGACUUAUAACUUCCGUCAUGAUUGCAUCCAUUGCCGUUCUUCACCAAACAACGUUUCUUGGAGACGAUCAGCUAAAGAAGCUACUAGAGUGUCUUCUCUUAGAUGGCACUGAAUAUGAUGCUCUACUUCGUCACUUUCCUAAGAAACAGCAUUUACGCACGAUGGCUGACAGCUUGUGGCGGCUUUGCAUGUACGUUAUCGAGUAUCGCCGUGAUAUCUUUCACUGGCUCUUUGCGAUGCCCCUGCUUCAUUUCCUGUCCGAAUCCGUUCAGCCAUACUCCUUUGAGACACUCACCUUAGAACCGAGUUCAGUAAAAGAUACCUCGUGGUGGGGAACGCAAGGCUUGGAGUUCCAGAGUGUUCGGCGGCAAGCUGCUUUCUCCAGCAACAGCAGCCCAGUACAUCUUCUUCAUCAGCUGUCUCCAAUGUUUAAGAUCGAUCCUUUGUUUACGAGAACGUUUCUGCUGACACUUCCCAUAAGUGACAUUGUUAAAGUACUGCAAAGAAAGGUGUUCCCUCUGCACGAAGUUUUCUGGACACUGGCUCGAGUUGUGGAAGAGAGACCGGAUCAUACCUCUGUUUUGCUUAAAGAACAAUGGGAGUCUCUUGAACAGUGUAUACAAGAAAUAAGCGACAGCUUUGCAGGUGUUGAUAGCAUGGAACACUCUAACUCCCAGUACGAGGCAAUGACAUCUCUAGCCAAAGCAGCGUUGCAUCUUCUGCGUAAUUUACUUACAGUAGAUGAAUUAGUCAUCCGGAAGAGAUUCCAGGUUGUGUCUGGCAUUUUCAAACUACUGGAUCAAAGCCUUUUGUUCGCAAAAAACAGUUUGUCCACAGAAGAGACAGCAAGUGAAGUCAAAGCAUGCAACGAAAUCUUUCAAGCAGCGCUACAAUCUUUACACGAUUCCCUGGAGAAACACUUCCGUUGGGACUUGCUCCUUCUAUCAGCGAACUGGCGCAAUGAGGAACUUCAGGCUUGGUCGCACUUACUAUCGGUAAAACUUGAAGACAUCGAGUUACAGCAGUUUUGGGAAUGCGGCAUAAAAGAGUUUCUUAAAAAUCGCAUAUACAAGGUUGCCCACAGCGAUGUGAUAGAAUUGUUUUGUACACUGGAUCUGCGCGCCUACCAUCAAGACCUCAGCGAAUGUUUGGAGUCCGCCGCUUUUGAGGCCGUAGACCAUCUCUUGAAGGGAGGAAUGGUGGAAGAACCGAUGACAUCAGUAAGUUCACGCCUAGAGUUUUCCAAUUUAACGCACAGACAGGCUUCUGGUGUGGGCAGACUGUUUUCUCUCCUGUUGAAAAGAUGCUGGCCUGAGGAAGGACACGGAAAAGAAAUUUCUCAAGAUAAGAAGUUGCAGCACAUUCUUUCUUGGAAGCCAAUGGCUUCGUACUUUAACUACUUUGGUAGUGGAAGCCAGUUAAAGGAAACGUUAUCCGAUGACGGCUUGGGAAUACUUAUUUCUGCGACGUCACUUCUGGCGCAUGUAGGACACUGUCUGAGGAACGGCGAAAUUCAGGUUAAUACUCUACGAAUUGUCCAGAAGAGCCGUGAUAGGUUCUUGAAAUUGUUUCCCUUGCUAUCGGAAGAGGAAAAUAAUACGACAUCCAAGGAAGAAGCUGUGACUAGAGGGAUCAGUGAAGAAGAAGGCAACCAGCAUGAAGCAAGCCCGAUGGAGACAUUUCUUGACAUGCGUAUUGAGGAGCUUGAAGCCUUUAAGAAGGAAAGGGAAACAGUUUUGACGUUUAUUGAAGUGUGUUCUGUUAUCAAAACAGAUGUUGAUCUCCAAGGAAUCAAAGAAACGCUGGAAAAAGACCUAGCUUCUUGCCAAAUGCACGACAUUUGCCACAAACGCAGUUCUAGUGAAGAGCCGAUAGUAAAGUUUUUUCACCUUUCAACCAAGAACAAGAGAAUGAUGCAACUGCUACACCUCGUCCAGCCCAGUCGUCUUUUUCGUGACAUGUGGCAACGGUGCAUUCCGAAAGCAGUCAAGAUUUCCGAAGAUGAAGCUGGAUCAAGUGGGACAUUAACGGUCGACAAAGUGCAAGAGCUUUUGUGGACACCUGCUUAUCGGAAAUGGCGCAGCACGUGGGAAAGAAUCCUUGGUGGAGAAAUCAGUCUUCAAGAAUUGGAUAAACUAUUCGACAGGUUUAGAAACGAUCCCAGAACUUUGGAAAUCGAAAUUGGAGCAGUCGUGGCCUGCUUUUCCGAUGAAGAAGAUAUUUAUCCUUCUGUUCGUCAACGAGUUGCUCAAAUCGAACAGUAUCACAAGCUGAGAGAGUUUGAAGGGGCUGCAGCAGCAAUCUUGGAAUUUCAAAAAACCAUGGAUCUUGGAGGAAACUUCGACUUGCUUCAUGACUUUUGCGGCCAGUUGAACGAAGACUUUCUGCGACGCCCGCUCGGUGCUAUCGGUGAUGAUGUUUUUGACAUCGGAGAAACCCUUGAACGUCUACCGCAACCAAUGAUUAAAUGCCUGAGGACUGUCAGUGAUUGCAAAGAAUACAUCCUCUGGCUUCGAAAGGAAGUGAAAGGCAGGGAUGAAGUGAAAACACUAGUGGACCUUGCGAUGAUGUCUGCUGGAGAGAGUGACAUCGAAACUGAUAGAGUCUCGUGUUUGCACACCACUGCCCUUGGUUUUGCACCUUUCAUAUUUGAACUGGACAAAUCCGCUGGCUUAAAUCAACUGAUUGAUGUUUGUGAAAGAGUGUGGCGGGAGAUCAAGGGAAACACCCUUUUGCCGAAGCAGCUGAGGGACAUCAGCAGACAUCUUGAGUGGCUUAAGGGUGUCAAGGAUGCCCAUGCCAUGUCUUCUCUCAAGUUGGCUCAAGCUAUCAACGAAAGAGGUGUCUACUUCGUUGGCAAAUUGGAAAACGUAGCAUCGACUCAGCCAUAUGACAAGAAGAGUAUUGAUUCUGUCAUCAGUUUACUGCUUCCUCCGAGCAAUACAAAUGGUGAGGCAAGAGAAUUCAGUCUGGAAAAACUAAAAGAGCUGCAGAGUAAACUGGCUCUCAUUUCUGGAAAACGCUCUCAUGGGCAGGACGAUGUCGAGAAGUUUGGCCAGUUGUUACAAGGGGUCAUUCAACUUGGUCAGGCGUAUGUCAACCUUUGUGAGAUUGGCGAUGUGUCUCAUCUCGACUGGAGCCAAGAAUACAAGUGCAAAAGCGUUAUGGGGAAAAACGUCAUAGCUGAUAUCGAAUCAAAAAGCCUGGAAUUCGAACGAUGCUUCAGCUCUUGUAAAGAGCGCAUUAACUCAUUGAGAAUGAAAUAUCACGAGUUGAACUAUUUCACAAUACAGCAGCUUCUUUUCUUACGGAAGGAACUCGCUGGUUUAAAACACAGUGCGACAAUGAAUUCUCUCCAUUUGCAGGUGUAUGCACUUCUUGAAAAAGUUCUCCCAGGUCUUCAUAGGUCAAGCCUGCAGACAGCACUGCUUGGCGCAGGAAUCUUAGCGCCACACCUUCAUGAUGAUACUUACAGCGAUGAUGCUGUUUCGAGGAAUGCAAGUGAGCAAAUGCCAUCGUGCAUUCAAGAGAGAGAGGACCAACGUACUGUGGAUCAACAGGUUGUCGCAAAAUACGAACAGCUUCUCAACAAUCUGGAAAAGUUAAAUUACUCGGAGCCAGACCGUCUUGCCGUGGCAGCUCUAUUCGAAAACUCAGAAAGCAGUGACGUUGAUCUUGUUCUUUGGUGUAUUAAAAACAACGGCAACAGCGAUCUCAUCGAUGAAAACUACGACAGGGCAUCGGAUGAUCCUAGGUUUCGUGGCAUUGUCAGCCAGGAUGCCGAAUCAGAUCUUGAGUUAUCUCAGUCUUCCCAAGAUUCGGAUGAUAUCCAUGAAAGUUUAACAGAGGACAGCGUGGACGCAAGAUUGGAUUCAAGCACUGAAGGCAUAAUGCCAGACGAAACAAAAGGAGGCACCUAUUUAAGCUUGGAUGAAAUUGGUGUAUUUAUGUCUCAUCUGGCUAACAAUGGAGAAAGGGCUGUAAGGAGAAAGUUCCCGAGCUUCUUGAAAAGAGGAAAGCCAAAUCUCAUAUUGGCACGCAAGGAAUAUAUUUUUGCUGCUGUACUUGGCCUUUACAUGGACGAGAAAGCUCAGAGUGUGCCAAAUAGUGAUGAAGUUCUCAUUUGCUCUUCGGAGACUACAUCGGAAGAGGUGGAGCUGUUAUGGCGUCGCGCCCUUUCUGACAACGGAGAGAACUUAUAUUGUUUGGUAAAUGGCGAUCUACUGGACUAUGACGUCAGUCAAAAGGUGGUGGACUGUUUGCACACACUCAUGCGAGAUUAUGGCGACAAUGAACGUCUGGCUCUUGUUGUCCUGUGUAGUAGUGAAAAUGAAGAACGAGCUCAUAUAGUGACCUCCUUAGAGCAGUACAAAGUGGAAGGCGGCAUGCCAAGAUAUCCUCGGCCAGGCGAACUGCGACCUUACCUGGAGAAGCACUUCAAAGCACCACACCCGAGGCCUGGUUUGUACUGUGAACAGCAUGUGGUUUGGAGCGCUGCUGCAGAAGUUGGUCGAGCAGAAAAUUUAAAUGUUCAUGUAGUAACCUCUGACCACCCUGGGGUCGGGAAGAGUUUAGUUGUUAAAAGGCUAGCAGAGCAGGUGUCAAACUUACAGAACAAUCGGCUCAUCACGGAUACGAUGAAAGGUCAAGAUGAAGAACCACCUCCACUAUGUGUGACUAUACCUUUUCACGAUAAACGCGCACUUGUUGCAGAUGUUGUUGGCUUUUUUCUCCCGCAUGCCUUACAUUCAGAUAUACCUUUGUCCAGGAUUUUCCACAUGGACCGUUCCGCUACGGUGACUCCAGAACUUGAAACGUUGCUGUUUAACUUGCUCAUCCUGGGCGAGAUCACAGAUGAUCGUGGGCGCGUUUGGAGAAGAAAUCCCUAUGAUCUGUAUAUUCUUGAAAAUACAGAUCUGCUUCCAAAGGAGCAAGCGAAGAAGACAACAAUGUGCAAAUUUCAUGAACUUCUCCCGUCAAUUAGAUGCUUUCUUCCAAAGGAGACUGUCGCUUUAUUGCAAAGGAAGAGUACAGCGCAAAGAAGCAGCAGUCCUCUUUUUGAUGAAGAAGAACUUCAAAGCGAGGCAGUUCAACGUACCUGGCAGUAUCUUCAACGGUUUAAUGAGGAACCUUCGCUAAUCCAGGAGUUUAGCUUUGACGCUAGCAAUAAAAGAGAUGACAGUCCAGAAAAAUGCCUUAAAACCUUGAUCAGAAACUGCGGUGUCCGUAACCCCUCCUGGUCAGAACUUCGAUAUUUUGUCAGUUUUCUUAACAACCAGCUUCGUGACUGCGAGGAAAGUGUCUUUUGUACAACCUCGUUAGUAGAGGAUACUUUGGAAGGAUUUCGAAUUUUUGUGGUAGCUUUCAUGAUAAUUAUGUCAAAGGAUUUCUCGAUGCGUUCUUUGAAAGAAGAUGACUUCUCGCUGUUCAAAGAAUCAGCUGGCGCAAAUGAAGAGCGGGACAUUGCUCCUUUCCAGCUGCGGAGACGAUGGGAGGGAAGCCCACAUCCUUACAUCUUUUUUAACCGGCCGAAUAACGAUACCAUGACUUUUCUUGGGUUCCGAGUUGACGAAGACGGGAAUCUACUGGAUCCUCGAACAGAAGAAGUUAUACAAGAAAGGCUCAUGACAAAGCAUCUUCGCACAGGACUUCAUGUCCAAAGAGUGGAUUUCAACACUGACUUUGAGUCCUAUUCCAAACCUCAAAAAAUUCAGCUGCUAUGUUCUGUCAUGGGGAUGGAAUGCGCAUUCGAUCCCGAUGAAUCGUACGAGCUGACGGGUGAUAAUGUUAAGAAGAUUCUUGCUAUCCACAUGAGAUUCAGAUGUAACAUCCCAGUUGUGAUCAUGGGUGAAACUGGAUGCGGAAAAACUCGCCUGAUUCGCUACUUAUGUGGUCUGCAGACGGAGGGUUUAGAGCUGAAAAAUAUGCUGUUAAUGAAGGUUCAUGGUGGCACCACUUACAAAGACAUCGAAAGAAAUGUCCUUCAUGCGGAGAUGAUGGCCCUUAAAAACGAAGAGAUAAACAGAAAUGUCGACACUGUCCUAUUUUUUGACGAGGCUAACACUAGUGAAGCCUUGGGAAUGAUAAAAGAAAUCAUGGUGGACCGAAGAUGUAACGGUCGUCCUCUGAGCGACCAUUUGAAAUUCAUUGUUGCCUGCAACCCAUAUCGAAGACAUACAGAUGAAAUGAUAAAGAAGUUAGAGUCUGCAGGAUUGGGCUAUCACGUGAGAGCUGACGAAACAGAAGAACGCCUUGGUCGAAUUCCAUUGCGUCACCUUGUUUAUCGUGUGCAUGCUCUACCGGAGAGUAUGCGCAGUCUUGUGUGGGAUUUUGGACAGUUAAAUCCGAAAGUGGAGGAACUCUAUACCCGUCAAAUUGUGCGGAGAUAUGUGCAAGGAGGUCGUCUGCCAGGAGACGAUAGGCUGGAGAUUGCCAUAGCAACGGUGUUGGCGGCCUCGCAGCAAUUCAUGCGAGACAAAAAGGAUGAAUGCAGCUUCGUGAGUCUACGAGACGUGAAACGAGCCAUGGAGGUCAUGGUUUGGUUUUAUGAAAAUUUCAACAACUUUUCUCCUUUGAUCCAAGACGAAGACGGCGACAGUGACGGUGACGAUGACGGCGACGGUGACGGUGACAACAAAGACGACAACGAUGGCGUUGAGAGUGAAAAUAGGGAAAAGCUUAAAGAGGAACGUCCUCGUUACAGAAAACAACAACCCAUCAUCGUAGAAGAACUGUUUUCUGGGGAAGAUGAACGACCCGCUGUACAAAAAGAAAGCCCCUCUUUCACAGAAGGGCGACCCGCUUUCAAAAAAGAAUCAUCUCCUCUCACAGAAGAACUUCGCCCUUCCAAAGAAGAGCGAUUCCUUUUCGAAGAAGCAGUAUCUUCUCCCAAAGAAGAACGACCCACUGUCAGAAGAGAACGGUUCGCUUUCAAAGGAGGGCGACCAACUCUCAAAAAAGCACGAUCUCCUCUUCAAGAAGAACGGCCCACUAUCAAAGGAGAGCGAUCCGCUCUAAGAAACCUUCUAUCUGGUUUUGAAGAAGAACGAUCCACUUUGAAAGGACGAUCUCCUCGAAGAGUGGUACGACCCACUUUCCAAGAAGAGCAUCCCGCUCUCGAAAAAGAAGGACCCACUCAAUUUGAAGCGUCUCAUCGAAGUGUCCAUUGUGCUGACCCCAGGGAAACAGUACCACCUGAAGAGCCUGAUUUACUGCUCCCUGAAGAAAUUUUCAGUGCUGUUUCUCAGGAAAAUCUGAACGACGACAUUGACCGAAUCACGUGGUCAUUAAUUAUGGCUCUUGGAGUUUGUUACCAGGCGCGAUUAAGAGACAGAGAUGAAUACCGCGAGACAGUGGCGAAAUCAUUCCAAAGUCCUUGCAGACUUCCUGGUGGUGCAGGAAGGUUUGAAAAGGAGAUCUCUCGAUGCCAAGAAGCUUUAAUGGAGCAACUGGAGCUUGGGCCAAACAUCGCCUGCAAUGCCGCCCUUACUGAAAACGUAUUUAUGAUGGUGGUGUGCAUUGAGCUCAGGAUCCCACUGUUUGUGGUUGGUAAACCAGGCAGUUCCAAAUCUCUGGCCAAGACUGUUGUUGCUGACAGCAUGCAGGGAGAAAAUUCAAAAUCGGACCUCUUCAAAAACUUUAAGCAGAUUCAGCUCGUUUCGUAUCAGUGUAGCCCUCAGUCAACCCCUGAGGGAAUACUGGCAACGUUUCAACAGUGUAGCGAACUUCAAGAAAGCAAAAACAAGGAAAGGAAGUCAGAUAGGUUUGCCUCUGUCGUGGUCCUAGAUGAGGUUGGACUGGCAGAGGACUCACCUAAAAUGCCCUUGAAAACUUUACAUCCUCUCUUGGAAGAUGGAAACCAAGAUGACGAAGACAUCAUUCAAACCGAAGACAGGUUUACCCGCGUUGCUUUCAUUGGUCUAUCGAACUGGGCGUUGGACCCCGCCAAGAUGAACCGUGGAAUUAUGCUCUGCCGUAAUGAACCAGAUGGAGCCGAACUGGAGGCAACUGCCAGGGGCAUUUGUGGAGGUGACGAAGACAUUAUGACACUGAUAGAACCUCUCAUAUCCCCGAUAGUCCAUGGCUACAGCGAACUCUAUAGCAAGCAGAAAGAACUGGAAAAACUGAAAGAUGGAAAGAAAGAUGAAUUCUUUGGACUGCGAGAUUUUUACAGUCUUCUUAAGAUGGUCGUCCACAUCGCAGGAGAACAGAAACGCCGACCCAGCUGGGAAGAGCUCGAACACGUGAUUAAACGUAAUUUCAGUGGUUUGCUGGAAGAUGAUUUCGACCCUGUUAGGAUCAUCAUGAGGCAUGUUGGAUUCCCGUAUGAAUAUUACCAGGGAGAAGAAGAACGCCGGGGCCUGGAUAGUGUAGACCUUAUUCGAGCAAGUCUGGAUCGAAAAAGCGCCAUGGGAGAAGGGCGCUACCUGCUGAUCAUGACUGAGAACUUUGCAGCGCUACCAAGAGUAAAACAGAUUUUGUUAGAAGAAGACUCUGAAGAACCGUAUGUUAUUUUUGGUAGUGGUUUCCCAAAAGAUCAGUUAUUUACCCAGGUUUGCCGCAACAUCAACCGUGUCAAGAUCUGUAUGGAAACCGGGAGAACAGUAAUUUUGUUAAACCUCGAAAACCUCUAUGAAAGCCUCUACGACGCGCUAAAUCAGUAUUACGUGACUUUUGGAGGAGAAAAAUAUGUCGAUCUGGGACUUGGUAAUCACCGAGUCAAGUGUCGCGUUCACAAAGAUUUCAGACUGAUUGUCAUCGCCGAAAAGGACGUGGUUUACAACAAGUUUCCCAUUCCGCUGAUUAACCGCCUAGAGAAACAUUUCCUUGCAAUGUCGUCUGGUCUCACAGAUGCUCAGGAGCAACUGUCCAGGGAGUUAAACGCAUGGGUUGAAGACUUUGCCGACAUUUUCCAGCCAACCCACGAAACUAAGAAGAGAACAUUUGCAAAAGGAGACGCUUUCAUCGGUUACCACCAAGACUCAGUUCCGGCUGUGGUUUUGCAAGUUUGUGCUGAACUUCACGAUGACGGGUCAGUUUUGUCAGACGAGGACAGAGAGUCUUGGAAAGAAAAUGUACUGAAACACUGCCAGGAACGUUUGCUUCAAUGUGCGACCCCCGACUCGGUGACUCGUCUUCGCAAGAGCCGCCUGAGGUCCCAAGCAAGUAGUUUAUGGACCACUUAUUUUCGCGAACAGGAACACUCAAGCCUGGCUAACUUUCUAGAUAAAACACUGGGCGAUGUUAAGUCACGUGCCACAAGCAACCCUAAAAUAGCGCUUCGUGCACAGAUUUCAACUCAUUCACGUCUCCUGUCUGACCGAGACAUUCGCGACAUAGCUGAGGUUGUUCACCUUCCAACAAGCUGCGUAAAGUGUAUCUCAUUGCAGCAGUUCCAAACUGAACAGCAAUUCUGUAACUGCAUAGGGAGAGACUUUUGGGCAAGGCUUGGAGGAGAGGAGAACCUGUUAAUUGUGCAAUGUGAUUCCGCGGACCAUAACUUAGACCUCGUAGCAUGCUCUCGUCAUCUACUCAUCGAAGAGUGUCGGGAAAUGGAGAAAGAACUGGACCCUGAUUCCACUGGUCAUAGUCACAUCUUGAUGAUUGUGCAGCUGUCUAGAGUGGCAGGUGGUUGUUCUGAUUUUGUUGGCGUGCAAAGUGAAGAUUGGCUGUCCGUGCACAUCGACGAGCUGUGUCCGCCAAGCGAAGAGAUGCCCGCAAUUGAAACAUUAGUCGGCCGUUCAGUCAGUGAAAUUUUCGAGAGUGCUCUCCACAAGACGGAACAUAAUCUGAGCGUGAGCCAAAUGCUUUCAAGUUGCGUACAGGAGGCAGCGAGCAGAAUAGAAGAUGAUGAAACUACUCUUGGAAGAGCAACCAAGAGAAUUGAGCUGCUGCUAAAGUUACUUACUCGGAAGAAGGAAACUGGCGAGGGCAGUUUCCAGUUGGUACUUGCACAGCGUCUCCAUAAGCUGUUGCAAGAAAAAGAUCAGCGAGUACCGAAUCAAGGGAAUGACUGGCUGCAAGCGGAGGCCUUGCAUCGAACUGUGAACGAAACUGGAACGUUCAAGAAAGCACUGUGGCGUCGCUUCCAGUCUUUUGUGGCUCCCAUCCUGGCUGAAGUCAUAGCAUACGUUGAUCGCGAUGGAAAUCUUGAACUGGCUGCUAGUGGAGACACUUGGGUGUUCAACUUAUGGUUGAAAAUCUUUGGAGACAGUUCCCUUAGCGAGCUUAGUUUUGUGUCCUUUAUGUCUCAAGAAGGGGAUAUCUCAGUAGUCCGCAGCAAGGUUCCGGUCUCAAAAUCGGGAUAUGGUUUGCUUGCCUUUCAAAACAAGUUUCCCUUUUCCUGGCUACUCAAAGAGCGUAUUGAUGAGCUGUAUCGAGAGGCCAGAAGUAUCGCAGCCAAUUCCCAUGAAAACGUUACGGAUUGUUUACGGAGGUUGCUGAACAAUUCAGAAGUCAAUUCAGUUGUUUCAGAAGCCAUUAAUGAGGGAGGAGAAAAGACGGUAGCAGCUUGCUAUUUGCACGACUUUACACACAUGGUUUACAAACCUGGUUCUGAGGAGGAGGUUGAGGUUGUUCAAAGAGCGAUUACAGCCGCUGCAAAAGAGAUUCAUCACUCAGCCCAGUCACCAGGCGAAAACUUCGUUAUGGAUUUGGCACUGGUUCAUGUAGCACAUUCCCGCAUUCAGCGGCGACUCAACUGUUUAUCACUCUUACUGCAAACCAAAUCUGAUAUUGUACAAGACCUUCUAGAGACAUUCUCGUGGGAUGAAAACGAAAUGACUAUUGAUGCUAUAGCCUUACAAAUGUGCUUGGAGCGUAUGGAGCCUAGUGAAGAAGAUGUCAAGGACAUGUCACGAAGGCAGGCAUGGUGUGACCUAGUUUUGUCAGUGAAAAUACCAGUAGAAGAAAUGACCAGUAAGAGCUCUACAGGAGGCGAGGCGCGAAUUGGAGAAAAAACCGAGUCAAUCAUUACACAGUGCAGGUAUGACUUCAUAUAUGUGAUGUUUCAGUGAACGAGUCAGUCAUGGAGCAACAGUAAUAAGCAUAACUCUGACUCUGAAUUACCGAUAGAUCAACAGGAGCUGGUCGAUAUUUAAAAUGAUAACCCACCGCACUCGAUUGGUCUAAACGUGUCACGUGACUGAAUAUGUAUGUGUCGCCUUCUGCGAAAAAUA
Molecule: messenger RNA, 13083 nt
Organism: Orbicella faveolata
Lineage: Eukaryota; Metazoa; Cnidaria; Anthozoa; Scleractinia; Merulinidae
Product: E3 ubiquitin-protein ligase rnf213-alpha-like
Molecular function (GO): ATP hydrolysis activity; ubiquitin-protein transferase activity
Source: RefSeq, a predicted model, not a curated record